Messenger RNA from Zophobas morio, 6336 nucleotides. RefSeq lists its product as uncharacterized. The record is from RefSeq and is a predicted model, not a curated record. The transcript has 3 exons. NCBI's taxonomy places the organism in Eukaryota, Metazoa, Arthropoda, Insecta, Coleoptera, Tenebrionidae. Gene Ontology annotation, molecular function: protein binding. The coding region runs from base 167 to 5518 and encodes 1783 amino acids.
UCAGUUCAGUCCACGAAAGUACAGCCAAAUUGCGCCGGAUUUAUUUUGUACAUAAUUGCUGUGUAAUCACAAAUCAGUCGGUUUUGACGUAGUGAAGACUCAUCAACACUGAGGACGUAGCCGGAAGCUUAGAAGAAAAUUUAUACCGAAGCGAUCAACCGACGAAAUGUCGUCCGCUAUUCAACCGGAAGGGAACACAUCUUGCGCAGAAAAGAAUUUUUGGAAAAGACCUGGAACCACGAACAAAGGAAAGAAGUACGAAAAUAUGAUAACUACCAACAUCAUACUUCAUAUGGUAAACAUGGAUAAAAUAAAAAACUUCUACGUUUCGUCUGACGAUGCCAAUUUUGGAGCAUUUGAUGAUGUCAUCAUUGAAAUUGAGACAGAUAAGGGAAGGCAAACAAAGGCGGUGCAGUUAAAACACAGCAACAAUCCAGGAAGUUUAGGGAUACACCGACUAGCAAGCGAAAAGGGAGAUUUUAGCAUACUCAAAUAUUUCAAAUCGUUCCAAGAGAUAAAGAAGAAACCACAACAGUGUAUUCUGUUCACGAACCUUAAAUUUAAGGUUUCUGAAAACACAAAAUUUCAACUAAGCGGAAAAGAUUUUUACUUAGAACCUUAUAAAACAGAAAUUGCUGAUGAUUGUUUGAAAAUUUCUCAAGACAUAAAUUAUUGCCAUAAAUUUCGAGUUGUAGAAGAAGAAAACCAUGGAGACGUUCCUUCAGAACUUCAAGAGUUCAAGACAUUUCUUGAAAGUUUUUGUCUAUACACUAACCAACAAAGUCUCGAAAUACUUGAAAAAUCAACAGCCAAUAACUUCACGAAGACAUUUUGUUCGAAUCAUGAAACCUUUGAAAAGUUCGUUAGAAUUAUAUCUGAGUGGGAUAUGCUAGAAGGAUCAAAAAUAAAGUUAGACAAGAAGUUGAUGCAACGUGCAAUUGCGCUUUGUCUGUUAUCUCCUUACGUCGAACAUUUUACUUCUGGUCCAGUCAGCGACAAAAGGAAACUUCUUCGAGAAGCGAUUUGUUCAUUUGAUAUUACGCUGUUGGAAAAUACCGAGUGCGAUAUGGUGAAAGAGUUGUGGGACGACUUGGACAAGAAUAUUGACAUCAAGGAACUAAAUAGACUGAGAUCUUUUUAUCGUCUUUCUCCUAAUUAUAUAUGCAAGAUAGAAGAUGUAGAUGGAAAUGUGUUGGCACAAUUGUUGUGGUUGAUGGAGAAAUGUCCCCUAAUUUUAAAAGAACACGAAAAUAUCGAAAAAGUCAUUCAACUUUGUCCUGAUCGAAAAUUCGUCUUGCUUGGUGAAGGAAAAUGGAGAGAAUGGAUGAAAGGUCGCUCCGUGUUUCAGAACUUGUUGCAUUUGAAAUCAGAACACAAUUUAUAUGAAAGAGUGAUGCAGACUUUUACCAUUUCCUUGCAAGGGAAAGCAGCGCUUACUCUGAUGGACGCAUGUGGAGGAAAUGAAGAAUUCUUGAAGAAUAUUAUUGUAAAUAAUCUUUUAGAAAUGAUAGACAGUCCGUGCCUGAUAGACGGGGAAAAAGAAGUUCUUCCCAAUCCUUACAUCGAAAGGUAUUUGUCGUUAAAUGUUAUAGAUAUUAAGUAUUUAGGACAUGUUAAUCGGAAUACCGUCGUUAUUUUAAAUUGCGCAGAUAGUUCUAAGGAAAUAGAAAAACUUCCAAAUAUUAAACUGAGAAACAUCGACGAUUAUUUAGUUGAACCAGAAUGUAGAACUUCUGAUGAUCCAAUUUUCAUCAUAAGUAAAAAUAAAUGUAGCGAAUCUGAAUUUGAAAAAGUAUGCUCUAAAACUCCAAAAAUUGUUCAUUAUUUCAAAUUUCUUAAAAACCACAUUUUAGAAUGGGUCCGGAGUAGAGGCGAUGUCGGAGAUUUGCAAAAUUAUAAAUUAACUAAUCAUACUAAAAACGAAAACGAAUUCUGGUCCUCCGAGUUUAGGAAGAACAUUAAUUUAGUAGUAGGUGAUCCGGGGAUGGGUAAAACUGAACUAACAAAAAGCUUAAAAAAUAAGUGUUCUUCUAAAUUCUGGACAGUACUUAUUAGCCCUCAAGAAGUUAAUUUAUUGUUUAAACAAUCAGAAGAGUGUAAAGUAUCAGAUCAUGUAAAUUUAUUUGAAAAAUUCGUCUUAGACACGAAAUAUCAAUCUCUUAGAAGGUUAGACAAAGAAUUUUUUAAACUGUGUUCGGAUCAAGCGCGUGUUUUCUACGUGUGGGAUGCCCUCGAUGAAAUUUCUACUAAGUAUUUGGAAGACGUAUCAGAUUUGAUUGUUUUGCUAUCAGAGAAAGGAUUCAUGCAAUGUGUUACCAGUAGAAAACACUUGAAAUCUUUCCUUGAAAAAAAAUUUAAUACAUUUUCGUUGAACAUAAGUCAGUUUAACGAGGAUGAACAAGAAGAAUAUAUUAGAAAACGUCUUGAUUCUAUCGUUUCAACUGACAACAUAGAAGGUGCUGUUCGAAAAAUUAAAUCUAGUUUUGCUUUCAUAAAACAUGUAGAUAUUUUAGGAAUUCCACUUCAAAUUUUCAUGCUCACGGAGAUAGUUGUUCAAAAUAACGACAAAUAUUUAAAAUUAUUUGGCGAUUCUUGGCUCUUAACUGAUUUGUAUCAUUACUUUAUUGAAGAGAAAUUCAACAUUUUCUACCGAAAUAAAUUGUGUCUUAAUAUUCAGGAUUAUUAUUCAAGGCGUGUGUUUAAGAGUGACAAAGAAAAAAUCUUAACACAUUAUGAAAAACUCGCAGUUGACUUAAUAUUUUCCGACUGCGAAGAUAUUAAAUGUCAAGAAGAUAUAGACAACACUUCUUACGAAUACGAAUCCAUCGGGAUUACAACUGGUUUCCAAAAUAACACACCGCUUUUUUUACAUGCAUCUUUUGCGGAAUAUUUGACUGCAGUGUAUUUUUCGAAGAAUUUUCAAGUUAUACCUGCGGAUACAUUUUUUGAUGAGAAAUAUGACAACGUACGAUUUUUCUUUGAUAUGUUGUUGGCCAAAAACUCACCAGUGCACAUUGCAGUCUUGUACAGAAAUUUUAACGCACUAAACGACUUUGACGACAAAAUAUUAACAAGUAAAGAUGGCGGUGGAAGAAGUGCUUUACAUCUGAUGUGUUCGUGGGGAUUAAGACAUUCCCGUCGAACUGUAGUGAUUAAGAAGAAAAAAAGAUUUUCACGUGUCUUGCGCAAAAAAGUACGUAGUGUGAAAUACAUACUUGAUGAUGAUGACUAUGAAUAUUCUCAAGAGGAAUUAGAAACAAGAGAAUAUCUAGAUGGGGUCGUACACUUGUUUAAUAAAUGUAAGAUUACAGAACUGGAUGGACUGUUUCAACUGUCGCCGUUGUCAUAUGCUAUACCUAGUGAAAGUUUAGGUGCGGAACUGGAAUUGUUACAGUCAGGAAUGUUACAAACUGAUCAGUUGUAUAGUUAUUGUGACAGAAUUAAUAUUUUAUAUUUUUCUAGUAUAUUUGGUUAUGACAAGGCGAUUAAAACCGUUGUCACUGGAAAAUUAAGUACUUAUUACGACGAAGUAAAUUUUAGUUGUGAACAGUUCGAUGACACUGCUCUUAUGAUCGCAUCCGCAAAUGGACACACAGCAGUCGUUGAAUGUUUGUUAGAACAACGAGCCAAAAUCAAUCGUGCUAAUGGAUUUUGUCAAACACCGCUUCACGAAGCUUCUUCGAACGGUCAUGAAAAAAUCGUCGAAUGUCUAGUGAAAAACGGGGCCAAAAUCAAUAAGGUUAAUACUAAUAAUGAGACACCGCUUUACGCAGCUUCUGAGAACGGUCACGAAACAAUCGUCGAAUUCCUAGUGACAUGUGGAGCCGACAUCAAUGGUGCUAAUAUUAAUGGUUGGACUCCGCUUUUCGCAGCUGCCUCGAACGGCCACGAAAGAACUGUCGACUGCCUAGUGAAAAGCGGGGCCGAAGUCAAUCGUACCACUGAAAUUGGUAAGACACCGCUUUACGCAGCUUCUGAGAACGGUCACGAAACAAUCGUCGAAUUCCUAGUGACAUGUGGAGCCGACAUCAAUGGUGCUAAUAUUAAUGGUUGGACUCCGCUUUUCGCAGCUGCCUCGAACGGCCACGAAAGAACUGUCGACUGCCUAGUGAAAAGCGGGGCCGAAGUCAAUCGUAUCACUGAAAUUGGUGAGACACCGCUUUACGCAGCUUCUGAGAACGGUCACGAAAGAACUGUCGACUGCCUAGUGAAAAGCGGGGCCGAAGUCAAUCGUAUCACUGAAAUUGGUGAGACACCGCUUUACGCAGCUGCCUCGAACGGCCACGAAAGAACUGUCGACUGCCUAGUGAAAAGCGGGGCCGAAGUCAAUCGUACCACUGAAAUUGGUGAGACACCGCUUUACGCAGCUGCCUCGAACGGCCACGAAAGAACUGUCGACUGUCUAGUGAAAAGCGGGGCCGAAGUCAAUCGUACCACUGAAAUUGGUGAGACACCGCUUUACGCAGCUUCUGAGAACGGUCACGAAAGAACUGUCGACUGCCUAGUGAAAAUCGGGGCCGAAGUCAAUCGUACCACUGAAAUUGGUGAGACACCGCUUUACGCAGCUGCCUCGAACGGCCACGAAAGAACUGUCGACUGCCUAGUGAAAAGCGGGGCCGAAGUCAAUCGUACCACUGAAAUUGGUGAGACACCGCUUUACGCAGCUUCUGAAAACGGCCAUGAAACAAUUGUCAAAUUCCUAGUGAAAUCUGGAGCCGAGAUCAAUCACGUUAAUAUAUACAAUUGGACACCGCUCAACGUAGCUUCGUCGAAAGGUCACGAGAAUAUUGUCCAAUAUCUAGUGAAAUGCGGAGCCGAAAUCACUCGCGCUGAUCAUGAUGGUUGGACACUACUUAAGGCAACUUUCUCGAAAGGCCACGAAAAAAUUGCCGAAUAUCUGGCGAAAUGCGAAACCGAAGUUAAUUAUGCCGAUGAAGCUAAUGAGGCACUACUUUGCGUAGCUUCAUCGAACAAUCCCGAAAGAAUAGUCGAAUAUCUAAUAAAAUACAAAGGCGAAAUUAAUCGAGUUGAUGAAAAUGGUGAAACACUGCUUUACACUGCUUCCUCGAACGGCUGCGAAAAAAUUGUGGAACUCCUAGUGAAAUCCGGAGCUGAAAUCGAUCGUGCUAAUACCAGUGGUAUGACCCCGCUUUACGUGGCUUCUUCGAAAGGCAACGAAAUAAUUAUCGAAUACCUGGUGAAAUGCGGAACCGAAAUCAAUCAAGCUGAUGAUGAUGGUAAAACACCGCUUUACGCAGCUGCCUCAAACGGGCACGAAAAAAUUGUCAAAUUACUAGCGAAAUGCGGAGGUGAAGUUAAUUGCGUUGAUGAAGAUGGCAAGACACCGCUUUUCACGGCUGCCUGUAAUGGCCACGAAAAAGUUGUCGAAUGCCUAGUGAAAUACGGAGCCGAAGUCAAUCGUGGUAAUAACAAUGGUGAGACACCGCUUUAUAUAGCCUCCUGUCGAGACCAUGAAGAAAUUGUAACCUACUUAACGGCAAAUGGUGCAAAAAAGUGAUCAUUACACAGAAAAUUGUGAAUCUUUUGAAACUCUUAUACACUUAACUAAUAUUUUUUUCAUUUAAGAAGUAAAUGGUUUUCCUUACAUCAACGAGAAACUACGUUUACAUCUUCAAGUAAAAUAUCACAAUCAUAUUCAUUCUCAAUUAUUCUCUAAAUUUUAAAAUCAUCAGACUAUAAUAAAUGACUCGAUUUAAUAUCACAACUCAGAUCGUUUAUAAAAAAUUUUAAAAAUAGUAGAGGACCUGAAGUGGAACUCUGAGGUACCCCACAAUUACGUAUCAUUCUUGAUAUAAAGUUGUUGUAUUCCACAUAUAACGAUCCAACAUGGCAAUUAGACACAGAAGAACAAUCUAAUUAAAAAACUAGAAAUUUUUUCAUUUUUUUAAUAGCCCUUAUUAUACCUUGAUCAUAAAUAUGACUUAAGUUCGGGAUCACAUUUAAUAUGUUAUCAGUACCCACAUUUAUUUAUUGUCAUUAAGACAUACUUUCAAAUUCGUGUUUUUCAUUACUCAUGAAGUCACUUAUGUCAAUGUGACUAAUCCUGAAUGUUUUCUGCUGUUUCAUCUGUUUCAACUCCAACACCUUAAAGCAAAGUUCCUGACAAUUUAUUCGACCUGUUUUGGGAUCCACAGGGUAAUAAUAAAUCUUAGCACAUGGACUAAAGUAAACAUCACAACUCUACAUUCAUUUAACGGGUAAUUUUGAAAUUACUGUUCCAAAGAUUAAUGCACUAAUUUUUUUCAUUUGUUCAGAACUAUCUGCCGCAAACAAGUUUGAAACUGUACUCAGUAAGUCAUUUGAAAAUCCUUAUGU